This is a messenger RNA of Gracilinanus agilis (Agile Gracile Mouse Opossum), 2029 nucleotides long. RefSeq names its product Bet1 golgi vesicular membrane trafficking protein like (gene BET1L). Gene Ontology annotation, biological process: regulation of retrograde vesicle-mediated transport, Golgi to ER; retrograde transport, endosome to Golgi. Gene Ontology annotation, molecular function: SNAP receptor activity. The record is from RefSeq and is a predicted model, not a curated record. The coding region runs from base 74 to 436 and encodes 120 amino acids. NCBI's taxonomy places the organism in Eukaryota, Metazoa, Chordata, Mammalia, Didelphimorphia, Didelphidae. Gene Ontology annotation, cellular component: SNARE complex; Golgi trans cisterna. The transcript is spliced from 4 exons.
GCCGGAAGCCAUUGCGCGCUCACGUCACAGGUACGUGGCGCUACUUCCGGCUCCGGCCCGGGAGGCUGCGGACAUGGCCAGCUGGGCCAGGGGUCCAGGCCCAGGGGGCGGCGCUGCCGCGGUCGCGGACACGGACACGGACGCGCUCCUGGAUGGCGAGAACCGGCGCCUGGCGGACGGGCUGGCGGCCAAGGUCACGCGACUCAAGGCCCUGGCUUUGGACAUGGACCGGGAUGCGGAGGAGCAGAACCGCUACCUGGACGGCAUGGACUCGGACUUCUCCAGCGUGACCAGCCUGCUGACCGGGAGCGUGAAGCGCUUCUCCACCAUGACCCGCUCGGGCCGCGACAACAGGCGGCUGCUGCUCUGCGUGGCCCUGGGGCUCAUCGUCCUCUUCUUCUUCCUCUCCUACCUGGUGUCCAAAGCGAGGACUUGAGUGGGCGUGGCCGGCCUCGGGGGGGGGGGGGGGGUUCUGGCCCCGCCCCCUCCUCUGCUGUGGAGAAUAAAACCGGAAAAUGCCGCGAGAGCUCCGGAGCCAUUGCUGGGGGCCGCAGCGCCUCUGUGCCCCCCCCCCAGGGAGGCCAGUGGGGGGGAGGGGCGGAGGGGGGCUGCGGGUCUGUCAGCGCUGGUGAAGGAGGUUGGGGCGGGGCCUCCUCCUGGUAGGCAUUUUGUGGAGGAAACCUCGAACCCCAAGUAGGAGCCCACUCGGGUAGGCGCUGCGGCCGGUUCUCUCGGGCCCUGCUUUCUCUGCAGGGUUUGACGCUUUCUAGCACGAGACCUUUGGGGUUGGCUGGGCUCUCCGCUGCCCACAGUAGGCUUUUCCCAUGAUGCUCAGCAGCUCCUUUACCUUCUUAUCGGCAAUUCUGUGUGUUGGUUCCCAGGCAGAAAAAUAGUAAGGAAUAAGUCGCCCAAUCAGGAAGGGUCUAACCCUGGAUUUGAACCCAGAACCUCGCUCUCAUCUGCUGAGCCACCUCCUUGGCCCGCCAUGCUAGUUUCAUGCAGAUUGGCGGGAGGGCUGCUGCCAUGUGUCCCAGCUAGUCCUACCUGAAGAGGCUGCUCCGAGGCGGCGUCGGGUCUAGGGAGGGUUGGGGCGCCCGGCUGGCUGCCGCCGGUGGCUUGGGUCAGAGCAGCCAGCAGCCAGCAGCCGGCAGGGGUUCCUGGGAGGUGGCCCUGGAGGGGAGCCUUAUUGGGAAUACCCAGAAGGCUUCGAGCGUGUGCCCGCGGGGGAGGGGGAAGCCGGGAUUAUGGAGUGUGGAUUAUGCAGACCAACCCAGGUGAGGUCUGUUGGGCCAGAAAAGAAGCAGCACGCAGGGAGGGCACAAACCAUGCCAGGAGACUCAACAAGCAUUUAUUUCCUGCCUGCCGUCUGCCCUGCAUCGAAGAUCCGAAGCCAAAGUGGCACCUGCCCUUGGCGGGUUCCUGUUCUAGGGAGGGAGGGGAGGGGGCUGCGACGGCUUGGAGACCCAGAAUUGGGCCGGGCCCUGAUCAUCUUCACGGGCCGAGUGGGAGGCGCUUCACAUGGGCGCUAGCAGGGAUGAGGGGGGCGACGACCCCUUUCCUGGAGCUCUUUCUUAUCCUUUGAGAGGAGACCCGACUGUGAAAGUCUGAUCUGGGGUCUGACUCGGCCUGGAGGAAGAACUGGUGGCGGCUGGCAAGGGCGGAGGCUGCCCCUGCGGCACCAGUUAAACCUCAGCAGCAGCGUUAGCCACUAGUACUGGGUCAGUGAAGGGCUAGGCUGUCCCUCACCGCUUUUAGAACUGUAAGAUGAAUUCAUUACCUGGUCCGGCCCUCCAGUGAGCUGUGCCCCCCCCCCCCCAUGCUCCCACUCCAGUAGGGCAGCAAGAGCCCUCCCACAAUGACAGUGGGGCAACCUGGGACUGGCCAUGCCCAUUCCCCAGGGUUUUUUUUGGGGGGGGGAGAGGCUUCCCCAGACCUGGAAGCUGCUCCUCCAUCAGGCCAGGCCAGGCCACCAGCUCGAGGGCUUUUUCACCACCUUCGACCUCCUUCCAAUAAAAUUCUACUUCACCGA